CUGGCUUGGCGUCUCCUCUGCCAUUCACUUCGAUAUUGUCAAACUAUUGGAUGAUUAUAGCAGAGUUAUUGUUUGAUCACGUUCUUCUGAUUUGGGUUAAAGCAAAUGGAGAAGAUGAUGACGUCACAUCCUGCUGGGGACAAUGAUACUUGUGGUAGUAGCUGGUUGGUGGAUCCAAAGUCAAUGUUUUCUGAGCUGCACCAGCGAGCUGUUGCCAUGGGGAUGACCGCAGACGACCUGACCAGGCUGGAGUUCGUGAAGCAGACGAGAAGGAACCAGCCCAGCGCCGUGAGGAAACUGUGCCAGAAGGUACUCACCAGCUGCAUGUACGUCCUGAUUGUGCUCACCCUCUCGUGGCUGGCCGACUUUCCCCUAUCACGUGACCGGCUGGCUCGGCUGGUGCUCCAGUUCCGGGGCGUGUCUGGGCGGGCGGCCACCCAGGAGAAAUGUCUGCUGGAGAAGUUCAAGGUCAUGGAGGCGCCUCGAACCUGCCGCUUCUGCCAGGAUGUGGAUGACGUCAUGCGGGUGGCCAACGUGUCCGCGAGCCAGUUCGAGGCAGUUUACAGCGGCCGGCCAUUGGUUGUCACCGACGCCAUGAACAACUGGUCGGCCAUUCAUGUUUUUAGCUUCCACUUCUUCAAAGAAAUCUACAACAAAAGUUACGACACACACAAGGGCAAGGACGCCUGCCAGUUUUUCGGCUAUGAUACAGAGUUCAGACGGCUCAGCCAAGUUUUUGAGAUGGACGAUGACCGGAUUUAUCAAAAGGACGGCUCCCUGCCGUGGUAUGUGGGAUGGAGCAACUGUGACCCCGCCGUGACGGAGAUACUACGUCAUCACUACCACAAACCUUACUUUCUGCCUGAAGACUCCGAGUCAGAGGUCACCGACUGGAUCUUCAUGGGGAGCCCCGGCUACGGCGCCAAGAUGCACGUAGACAAGGUCAACCUGCCCUCCUGGCAAGCCCAAAUAGCCGGCCACAAGCUCUGGGUGCUGGAGCCACCUGUUGAGUGCUACUUCACCUGCACGCGCCAGAUGUCCGUCACGGUCCACCCCGGCGAGAUAAUUGUUCUAGACACCAACAAGUGGUUCCAUUCGACCAAAGUCGUCGGCGAUGACGUCAGCAUCACCAUUGGAGCAGAGUUCGACUAAACUGCUACAUCAACCUAUUGCAUUAAAAUGUCAACCGUUUUAGGCUAAUUGUAGAACUUGUUGGCCAACUUCGUACUUUGUGGCCAGUUGUGUAACUAGCUGGCCAACUAUGUACCUUGUGGGCCAACUGUAACUUGUGAUCAGUUGUGUACCUUGUUAGCCAGUCUAAGUACCUUUGUGGGCCAGUCUACGUACCUCGAUGGCCAACUACGUACUUUGUUGGCCAACUACGUACUUUGUAGGCCAGUCUACGUACCUAUGGCAAACUAUGUACCUAGUGGGCCAACCGUAAUUUGUGACCAAUUGUGUAACCUGUAUAUCUAUCGCACAUAUUAUGGAUUGAA
Messenger RNA from Physella acuta, 1496 nucleotides. RefSeq lists its product as uncharacterized. NCBI's taxonomy places the organism in Eukaryota, Metazoa, Mollusca, Gastropoda, Physidae. The record is from RefSeq and is a predicted model, not a curated record. Gene Ontology annotation, molecular function: 2-oxoglutarate-dependent dioxygenase activity.